AAUAAAAAAAAGUCAAAAUGGAGUGGAGUCCAUCCUUCUUAAUAUUAACCUAUUAAUGUAUAAAUCUACUGUAUUUUUCAGCUGUUUGUAUAAGCUUACAGACAUUUGUGAUAAUGGAUAUAUUCACCUACAUCAACUCUUCUCUGCUCAUCAGUCAUCGCCCUCUGAACUCAUCUCAGACCGAUAAGACUGUGUAUGCCACCUGUGCAGACAUACCAGCAGGCGUUAUCUUCUACCUGUCAAUGCAGUUUAUCAAUAUGUUCCUGGGCAUCCCAGCCAACAUAAUGGUUGUGUGGCUCAUUCAGAAGAAGAGACGCGAGUCGUCCACAUCAGACAUCUUCAUCGCCCAUCUUGCUGUGCUAGACAUUUUCUUUUGUCUCAUUCUUCCUCUGGAAUUCGCAAGCAUUGUUUAUUUGACUACCAGCAGCAACUGGUACGCCCUGCGUUUUUUCUAUGGUGUCAAAGACUUUUCGCCCCUCUUCUUGUCCUGUAUCUCUUUAGACAGGUAUAUGGCUGUAAUGCAUCCCAUUAUCUUCACCAAACUAAAGGACACAUGGCAUCGGCCUGUUUCCGUUGGUGUCUCGUGGUUUGUGAUUUUGGUAUACUCUGCAGCGAAGUGUGUAGGAACCAUUCCAAACUUUGAUAAAGUCUUCACCGUCACGAUCCUCGUUGUAUUCGUCUUCAUGGUGUUCUGUAACAUCUCCAUUCUUUGGGCUCUAAGACAGUCGGCUCCAGGACGAGACAAGAGACACCCUAUCAAGAAAAAGGCCUGUAAGAUGGUGGUCAUCAUUCUGAUGAUCAUUGUCUUUAGCUACUUGCCACCUGUGGCUCUCUUUCCAUUCAAAGACUAUUUUUCUCCAGACAUCUACAAAUGCUCCGUACAAUAUAUCGCCUUUGGCUUCAUGGACCUUAGUAGUACCACCCAGCCGAUGUUAUAUCUGUCCCAGGGAAAACUGCCCGCGGCUCUGGCGUGCUGCUGUAGCUCCGUGGAGAAUGACACUGAACGUGCUAAUGCAAAUGGUCCUGGAAAUGCCUGAUGCUGUAAAACACCAGUGACACCAGAUUAAUUAGAUCAUUAGAGAAACCCAAUAUAUGUAAAUGCAGUUUCACAUAUGUGACACAAUCUCUGAAAACCCAGCUAAAGUCUUUUUUCAUUAUUUACUGAUUUCUACAUAAAGAACAUUUUAUGAAUACAACUUUGAUAACACUGAUUGAAAUCAACGAGAAAUUAAUGAUUUAUUGAAGAUAAUCAGAUUAUGAGACUUUAAUCUGGAUUUCACAGACAGGGU
Messenger RNA from Misgurnus anguillicaudatus (oriental weatherfish), 1289 nucleotides. The record is from RefSeq and is a predicted model, not a curated record. NCBI's taxonomy places the organism in Eukaryota, Metazoa, Chordata, Actinopteri, Cypriniformes, Cobitidae.